This is a messenger RNA of Desarmillaria tabescens, 1313 nucleotides long. RefSeq lists its product as uncharacterized. Bases 1 to 843 code for a protein of 280 amino acids. Lineage: Eukaryota; Fungi; Basidiomycota; Agaricomycetes; Agaricales; Physalacriaceae. The transcript has 6 exons. The record is from RefSeq and is a predicted model, not a curated record.
AUGGUGAUUCAGGCAGAUAUUCCACCCGAUCUUACCGAUGAAGACAAAGCUUUGGCAUAUACACUGGAAUUCUUGCUGUUACGCUAUGGAGUAUAUUUGGUCAUUACAUGCUCCACAUUCAUCAAAAACAGGCAAAGUUUUUGGACUGUAUACCGGAAGAUUAACAGUGUGAACCAAGCAGCCUAUUUGGAGACAGGUAUUACAGCCUCGAUUUGGUGCUGUUGGACUGUCUGGGGAUGGCGCUGGCUUAUUGUUUUACUUCCAAUCCUUUCCCUAAUUUCUGCAACUGUGUCGAAAAUCAUUGAGAUAUAUCAUAAUUACUCCAGUGUAUUGAACUCAAUAUCCCUGACGCUUUACCUGUCCUUCAUCCUGACAACGACGCUAUGGUGCACCGUGUUCAUCAUUUUCCGCAUUUUGACUGUUACCGGGGUUAGACAUGGAGCAGGCGGUCGACUGAGAGUUUAUUACCGUUUUAUUGGAGUGCUGGUGGAAUCCUCUGCUCUCCAUUCGAUAGCUCGGGUCCUAUUCUUGGCUUUCUACAUUCACAAUGAUUUUGGACCAUAUUACCUUGAUCCUGUAGCUAGCAUUGCAAAGGGAGUUGCACCCACCCUCCUUGUUGGCAGAGCAGCGGCAGGACACACACGCCCAACCGAAGAGCAUGACGAAAGUGCGACGGUGUCGACUCUUCGUUUCCAAAUGGCUUCGCAAUCAUCUCAACCUUCGCGACCUUCCACGGCAAGCUUUCAACAAUCCACCGUGCAGAGCGCAGUCCUUGAAAUGGACAUCGAAGCUCAACAGGAGCGGUCAGAUGAGCUCGUGGUAGUGGAUGAAAGGUCGCAAUAGAGCUCACACCUGAAAGUCGGGUUGAAACUGGAGACUAAAUUUAGACUGUAAUUUUCUUGCUUGCUAUCCUUUUUUUACUAUCAUACUACUCUCUACUUUAUUUUUUGAUCAACUAUAGUAUCUAAACUUCCGUAAUCUCUCCUCGCUUCAGUGGAUCUUCAUGUAUGAGCUUGUAGGACAGUCCUAAGGAACGAUAAUAUUCCUACGCAUUCAUAAGUACAGGAAUUCCAGAGAACGUACACAUACCCUAGGCCGCAUUGUGUUCUCCAUCGUCGCCUGCCAGUUUAGACUUAUUUUGCCGUGUGUCACGAUGGAGGACAGCUCACUUUGAGGAAGCGUCAGAUUUUGCGUAGCAUCGUAGGGGAAGUAUAGUUAAGCUAUAAAAGAUGGUUGCGCUUAGCUGAACGUGCUGCCUCUGCGUAAUGCGCGAUCAGUGCAAGUGGCUGUGGUACAAAGAAAAGAGAUGUCGG